GAAGCUGAUGCAUUUGCAAGGAUGAACAAACUAAAACUUUUUCAGCUCAAUCGUGUACAUAUUAGUGGGCCCUAUAAGAAGUUUCCCAAAAGAUUAAGAUAGUUGUGCUGGCGUGGAUUCCCACUUAAGUCCAUACCUGGUGAUUUCCCCUUGGAGAGCAUGGUUGCUCUUGACAUGCAAUAUAACCGCUUAAAAUAUGUAUGGGAAGGAACCAUGGUAUGUUACUACUUUUUUUCUUCCAUUCAAAUUUCUUUGGAAAGUGAAAUGAAGGCUAUGAUACCCACCUUUUGUCCCCUUUCUUUGGCAGUUUCUAUGGUCGUUAAAAAUCCUCAAUCUAAGUCAUUCAUAUAACCUUGCAAAAACUUCUAACUUUUUAGAACUCCCAAAUCUUGAGAGGCUAGUGCUUAAAUGUUGUACAAGUUUGGUUGAGGUUCAUGAAUCCAUUGGACGCCUUGAGAGACUUGUUCUGUUAAAUUUGGAAGACUGCAAAAAUUUGAGAAAUCUUCCGAGAAGCAUUUAUAUGCUAAAACAUUUGGAAACGCUUGUUAUCUCUGGUUGCUCGAAUCUCAAUGGAUUGCAGAAAAACAUGGAAUAUAUGGAGUCUUUAAUUGUGCUCAAGGCAGAUGGAAUUGCUUUGACUCAUUCUCUUCCAACUAAUGGGCAGGUGAAUGCAGUGCAAUCUUUCAUCUGGCCUUGGCAGUUGAAGCCAAGAGAAAAUUCAAAAAUUUCGUGGCUUUCUUUACCACAGUCCUUGGUAAAAUUAAGCCUUUCGAAAUGUAAUCUAUCGGAUGAUGAAUUUCCCAGAGACCUUUCCAAUCUAUACUCACUGGAGGAACUAGAUCUGUCAUCUAAUCAAUUUUGUAGCCUCCCAGCUUUUAUCAGAGGUCUUACUAAGCUUGAGUCCUUAUACAUACUUUCUUGCCCAAGGCUCCGCAAACUUGAUGGGGUCCCGCAACUAGGUCAUAUUUAUUUUGGAGGUAAUAGAUUGCUGGAGGAACUAACGUUUCAAAUCUCGCACCAACCAACAACCACUUGUCAUGGGGACACAUGCAACAUCCACAAUGCAACCAUAAAGAGAUUUUGAGUUUACUCAAAUUAGAAUCCAUUAAGAAUGUAGCUGAGAUCGUUAACGAUUUGGGCUUGUCGAACUUGAAAUCUAUGGGAAACCUAACUGUAAAGCUAACAUCAUGGGGUGGCAUGCAACGAAGGAGGUUCCCCCUCCAAGCAUGCA
Rhododendron vialii is the source of this 1231-nucleotide messenger RNA. RefSeq names its product TMV resistance protein N-like. The record is from RefSeq and is a predicted model, not a curated record. The transcript has a single exon. Gene Ontology annotation, molecular function: protein binding. Bases 521 to 1084 code for a protein of 187 amino acids. Lineage: Eukaryota; Viridiplantae; Streptophyta; Magnoliopsida; Ericales; Ericaceae.